ACAAUGGCUGUUCUUUCCAUCCUCCUCUUGCUGGCUCUAACAGAUGCAUCCGCAGGUCUGUUCUGGAGAAACUACAUUCAUUACAAAAAUUCUUUAUCCUGGACUGAAGCGCAGACAUUCUGCAGAAACAGUCAUGUAGAUCUGGCAGUUUUUAACACACAAUGGGAAUUCACAAGUUUCUGCAUGAUUUAUGCCUUUCGUGAAGGCUGGAUCGGCCUUAGAAAAAACCCAGGCGAGAACGAGUAUACACAGUGGUCUGAUGGACAUGUACUGAAUUUCUUCAGGUGGGGAUGGGGAGAACCUAGCAACAUCAGCACUGAAGACUGUGUGUUAAAUAGAUAUGGCCGGUGGUACGAUGCACAAUGCACAACGACCAAUGACUUUUUCUGCUACUUUUGGGCACCUGAGAUGAUUGUGGUGCAGGAGAUGAAGAACUGGGAUGAGGCUCUGGCACACUGCAGAACGCACUACACUGACCUGGUGAGUCUCACCACGGAGACAGAUCACUUUCUGGUCAACAACAGGACAAGAGAAAUUCUGUCACCAGCGUUCUGGACUGGUCUACGCUUCAUGGAUGGUUCAUGGUUCUGGGUGAACCAGAAGUUUCUGUUGACUCCGUCUUCAUUGCCUCUAUGCCCCGCCAAGCCUUACCGGUGUGGGGCGCGAAACAUUAUCGACGGUGUCUGGGAGAACAGAGACUGUGAGGAGAAAAUGAACUUCAUUUGCUACCACAACAUUUAUGUUCUAGAAUUCACUCCAAGAUGAAGAGGUGAAGAGCUGAGAUUCCGAGAAGAUUAAUAUCAAUGAACAGGAUAC
Molecule: messenger RNA, 816 nt
Organism: Neoarius graeffei (lesser salmon catfish)
Lineage: Eukaryota; Metazoa; Chordata; Actinopteri; Siluriformes; Ariidae
Product: macrophage mannose receptor 1-like
Exons: 2
Coding region: 4-765 (253 amino acids)
Source: RefSeq, a predicted model, not a curated record